AGUUGACUCUGAAGCUCACUCUGGAUCUAAAGAUUGAAACUUUCUGGCUGUGUUAUGAACAGGCAUGUGAUUGCCUAAUUGGGUUUUAGCAAAGAUUUAAGAUAUGGCUGUAUCUAAGAAAGAACCGAUGCUGGUGAACGAGAAUUGGGAGAUUGUGCAUGUGCCAGACAAACCCCUAAUCUCUCCAGACCAACAACCCACUGUGGAUGUCAUUGCUUCAAUCAUACACCCAAAAGUUGCCAACACUCUUGUAAGGCGUCUGAACCAAAUAGCACAACUGGAAAAUCUCCGGCAUGUCAAGCGGGUGCACAAGAAAUUUGUUCAAGGAGGAACAAUUCAGUUAUCCGUGAUCUUAUGUCUCGCUUCUGAAAAUGGUAAUCUGUUGGACAACAUACCUCACGAUGUACAGGAGCUUAUGACUUCCUAUCAGUUGAGUCCUUUUAUCACAAAAGUCUGCAAGUAUGCGGCAUUAUCAAAAGAAGAGUGGGAGGAACAAUGCAAACUUUGGCCAACAUCUUUUCAUCCACCAACCUAUAAUAUCAAUGGCAUUACUGGAUUCGGUGAGGAGGAUUCACAGUCAGUGGUUGGCUUCAUGAAGUAUGCUAUUCAGCUGGCGAAAUCUGGUCAUAAGAUGGUAGUCAAUGCUGCAGUUAUAAUAGAUCCUUCAGUUAAACAAGUAAUUGCUACUGCAUGUGAUCAAACUUGCUCUUGGUAUGCUCCUGCGAGCAAGACCACCCUUGAAACAGACUUCUCUAAGAAGACAGAAGCCUCUGUUUCCCAGAGCCAAUCAGAUGGAGUAUUGAGCUAUGAAACUCUGCAUUCAAACAGUUUGCCAUUAUAUACUGGUGUUUGUUGUUUAUAUCCUUGGCGAUGGGCUGAGCAAAAACCAGAUACUGAUUCCUGCUCUUGGCAUCCUUUACGUCAUGCUGCUAUUGUUGCUAUUGAAUCUUCUGCAGCCAGGGACAUAAAUCUUUUCCCCAGUUCGGGGAAAGUCCAAGAUACAUUUGCUGAGACAGGCUACACACAGUCUUCUUCUGUAGGCUCUCCCUCCAAAAGACAAAAGACCCAUUCUACAAAAGUUCACGAUGAGGCUCAUCUGGACACUAAUGAUGACGUUUCCAGUUCUUUAUCAGUGAGGCCUUACCUAUGUACAGGUUUUGACAUUUACCUUGCUUGGGAGCCCUGCAUAAUGUGUGCAAUGGCACUUGUGCAUCAAAGAAUUAGGCGUAUAUUCUUUGCUUUUCCAAACCCAAAUGCAGGGGCAUUGGGAACUGUUCACAGACUACAAGGGGAAAGAAGCUUAAACCAUCACUAUGCUGUAUUUCGGGUCAUGGUUCCUGAAGAAGUCCUUAGUAGGGAUGACGCUGCAACUGAUGAGUAUAACCGAGUGAUCGACAGCCUGAUAAAAAAAAACUGAGUGAUUGACUGUCAACAGAGUGGAUGAGCUCUUAAUAUGCCGAACAAUAUUUUUCCAGAAACCCCAUUAUACAAUGAAUCACACGUUUUAUUCUGUCUUUACUUUUUCGGAACAAUAUGAACAGUGAAAUACAUGGUCACAUGGUUUCCCAAUUCUAGACUUGGUUAUCUUGAACUGAUCUGCAUUGGUAUGGAUGUGAAGUUUUGGGUGUAUCACAUUAUAAGAAUUCAUGAUGAUAAGAGUUCAGUUUGCCCGUA
Messenger RNA from Fragaria vesca subsp. vesca, 1674 nucleotides. Its product is annotated as probable inactive tRNA-specific adenosine deaminase-like protein 3-like. The transcript is spliced from 9 exons. Gene Ontology annotation, biological process: tRNA wobble adenosine to inosine editing. Gene Ontology annotation, cellular component: nucleus; cytoplasm. The coding region runs from base 104 to 1417 and encodes 437 amino acids. NCBI's taxonomy places the organism in Eukaryota, Viridiplantae, Streptophyta, Magnoliopsida, Rosales, Rosaceae. The record is from RefSeq and is a predicted model, not a curated record. Gene Ontology annotation, molecular function: tRNA-specific adenosine-34 deaminase activity.